AUGAUGCGCGCUGUGACUUUUGCCGGUGGUCAUGAGCCCAUUGAGACGCCUCAACUGAGCGGCGGAUACGAAGAGGCUGAGACAGAGAACCCCCCGCAAUCUGAUGAUCUAUCAUCCUCGGAAGAGAUCUGGACCACCACAGGUCAAGCGCCUGAAAGGGAGGGGGCCGGUAUCUUUGACCUGGUGCUCUGCCAAGCUCACCGUGGUGUUGAGGCCCUCUAUGCCGUCCCAUUGGGUGGAAUACGAACACCCAAGACACAAGGAAUCAGCUGGCGGGCGCAGCACAAUACAAUGACCAUUGAAAAUGAGACCCUGGUUCGGCUGAGCCGGCAAACGGAGUUUAAAGGCCACCAGUGGGCUUUUGGUGCCGCACUCUUACCCAAAGCUGAACCGUUCCUGGCUGAUGCCAUGCUUCAAAGACAAGUCUUUGACGAAUGUCCUGUCCAUGCGCACGCCACAGUUCCAACGGCUCAGCUCGCGGGGGAUCCUUGGGUUGUCUGCCCAAUCUGA
This is a messenger RNA of Trichoderma aggressivum f. europaeum, 510 nucleotides long. RefSeq lists its product as uncharacterized. The coding region runs from base 1 to 510 and encodes 169 amino acids. Lineage: Eukaryota; Fungi; Ascomycota; Sordariomycetes; Hypocreales; Hypocreaceae. The record is from RefSeq and is a predicted model, not a curated record. The transcript is spliced from 2 exons.